AUGGGCGAGGAGCGCCCGUCGGAGGUGGAGCCCGGGCUGUGGGUGUGCUCCGAGGCGGCCGUCGCCUCGGCGCUCGCGGACCCGAGCCUGGGCAUCACGCACCUCAUCUCCAUCGGCUACCCGCCUCCCGGGCAUCCCGCGGGCGACGACGACGACGACGACGACGCCGGACCGGCCGGCGGUUCGAACGGCGUGAAGACGCUGAGCGUGGAGCUCGAGGACGACGAGGACGGGGACCUUCUCACGCAGAUCCCCGCCUGCGUCGCGUUCAUCCGGGACGCCCUGCGGCUCCGCGACGCCAACCGCGCCGCGGCGGCGGCGGCGGUGAACGACGACGAUGCGGAAGCAGCUGCGGCGUCCUCGUCCGCCGCGUCCACGAGGCGGGGCGGCGGGGCGCUCGUGCACUGUCACGCGGGCGUCUCGCGCUCGUGCGCGGUCAUCGCCGCGCACGUCAUGAAGACCCGCGGCGUCGACGCGGACGACGCCCUCGAAGUCGUCCGCCGCGCGCAUCCCCGCGCCGAUCCCAACGCGGGCUUCGUGGCUCAACUCCGCCUGUGGCGCUCCAUGGACUGCAAGCUGAACAUGGCCGACGAGGCCUACAGGCUCUACAGCGUCGCGCGACUCGCGAGGCGCAGGGAGUACCGCGGGUACGUCGACGCCACGGACGUCCAACCGGAUCCGGGCGCCGACGUCGACACAGCUGGCGACGAGCGCACAGCUGGCGGCGAAACGCGAGUCGAUCGGUUCGUCCCGUUUGUCGGCUCCGCGAGCGUCGCCAUCGUCGGUCCGAGGCACGGCGGCGGCAGGGAGGCUGGGAGCAUGAUCCGAUGCAGGCGGUGCGGGCGGCUGGUGGCGCGCGGGGGUAACCUCCUGCCGCACCGACCCGGGCAGGGCAUCGACGCGUUCAGCUGGAGGAAGCGGCAUAAGAUGGAGGCGGCGGGCGCGGGGUCAGGGUCGGGAUCGGCGGGGGGGUGUCAGAACCUCUUCACGCAGCCCAUCGCGUGGAUGCAGGGCGUUGAGGACGGGGUUUCCACGGAGGGUAAGCUGAGCUGCCCGCGGUGCGAGGUGAAGAUCGGGGCGUUCAACUGGAGCGGCUGCCAGUGCGGGUGCGGCGCGUGGGUGACUCCGGCGUUUUAUCUGCAGACGGGUAAGGUGGACGUGAUGGCUCCGCCGGGCGAGCCCGAGGUCGGCGGAUCGAUCCCGGUCGGUGGCGUGCGGAUGCCGCGGCUCGCGGCGUCGAGACCCGCGGUGCGAAGGCCCUCGCUCGCCGGGAGGGACGACGCCUGA
This is a messenger RNA of Micromonas commoda, 1287 nucleotides long. RefSeq lists its product with no specific name. Bases 1 to 1287 code for a protein of 428 amino acids. Gene Ontology annotation, molecular function: protein tyrosine/serine/threonine phosphatase activity. Gene Ontology annotation, biological process: protein dephosphorylation. The transcript has a single exon. NCBI's taxonomy places the organism in Eukaryota, Viridiplantae, Chlorophyta, Mamiellophyceae, Mamiellales, Mamiellaceae. The record is from RefSeq and is a predicted model, not a curated record.